This is a messenger RNA of Peniophora sp. CBMAI 1063, 2103 nucleotides long. The record is from the annotation of a GenBank genome assembly. NCBI's taxonomy places the organism in Eukaryota, Fungi, Basidiomycota, Agaricomycetes, Russulales, Peniophoraceae.
AUGAUACCUCGCAUCACCGAGUCUACGCGCAGAUUCUUCGGCAAAGGAAAGUCAAAGCAAAGCCCUUUCAAUGCUUCGGGCUUUCGAGCUUUGAUCAUCGGUAUCGAUAAGUACGCCUCAGAGGCCAUCGAUAACCUUCAAGGAGCCGUUGCAGAUGCUCGAGCCGUCUACCAAUACUUGACAGAAGAACUCUUUGUUCCGGCUGACCAGAUCGUAUUGUUGACCGACAAGGCCGCUCGAAGAGAGGCUAUUCUGCGACAUCUCCGGAAUCUGGGAACCCUUACGACCGGAAAGUCGCCAGAAUCCAGUACAGCGAAUCCUAUCCUCAUCUACUUUGCCGGCCACGGCACCACUGCUGAGGCCCCCGAUGAUUGGCCGACGGGGCAUAAGAGGAUAUCAAUGAUCAUACCCUAUGAUGCGAUGUUCGCCGUCAAGUACUCGAAGGAUUUCGACGUCAAUACUAUCCGUACACGCGGCACGAAACGCGUCUACCCUAUCCCCGAUCGCACCCUUGGCGCAAUACUGCACACGAUCGCGGAGGAGUAUGGAGACAACAUUACUGUGAUUCUCGACUGUUGUAACUCCGGUUCCGGAACGCGAGAUGGCGAACGCGGGUUGGACCGUGGAGUCACCAUGAGUGACGACGAGGUGAUCCCUCCCGGUCUGGACGAGGAGAUCUGGGGAAAAGUGGUUCAAGAACGUGCUACCGACGUGCCGAGAGGCUUUGCCAAGUCCGGAAUUAGGUCUCAUGUCCUCUUGGCCGCUUGCCGCGAGGGCGAGAGGGCGCGGGAGGUGAACAAAUGUGGUGUAUUCACGCAGGAGCUUCUCAUUGCCCUGCGGAAGUGUCGAACGAGCACGGUGACUUAUGAAGAGCUGAUGGGGAUUCUUUCGAAGUUACCAGAUCAGAACCCCCAGUGCGAGGGCUACCACACUGAUCGCGUCCUCUUCACUGCUAUCGCGCCGACCAGAGGCCGCAUGGUGCAUCGCGUCUCAUAUCAUGAUGGGUCGUACACGAUCCAAGCGGGCACGAUUCACGGCGUGACGCACAACUCCAAGUUCUCCAUACACUCCCAUCCCAACGACUCACUUCGGCCUCUGGCCACCAUGAGGGCGCUCAGUGUCAGCAGCUUCUACACUCGGCUCGAGCUUUGUACCCCAGUCAAACCGCGGAAAAUCCCAUCACCUGCCUUCGCCUUUCAAUUGCCGGUUCCCGGUGAGGAUGAUGUCCUGAACCUCGAUCUUUGUCAGAUAGAUCGGGUUCUUCCUCAUCUGCGUGCCUCGAUCGACCGAGGGAAAGCCGGCUACCCCGUCACGGUCAACGACAAGGACCCUCACAUCGCUCUCGAACUUAAACGCGGCCGUGUCAGAUACAAGAUCCGUUAUCCUGCGAUCCAAGACCUUGGUCAGAACUAUCUGGAUCUGACAACGGAUCUGGAUCCGAACAGUAUCAACACGGUAUUGCGAUCUGCGAGCCACUUCUUCUGGCACUUACGCCGAGUACCGCCCGGUGCUCAAGUCCUUCGGCAGAAGGUCUCGGUACAUCUUCACAGCAUGAAGCUCUUUGAUGAUCAGCUGGACGAUCACUUGCGGCCUACUUACAAGCCUAUGGAGCCCGAUCUUUUGGACGACGGAGCCUCUGUGGUCGAUGUCGUUGCCGGCAACACUAUAUAUGGCAUACGUUUGGAUAACAAGUCUAGCCGGGCGCUACACGUUUGGGCCUUCUACUUCGACUGCAGCGACCUCACCAUUAUGGAUUACCACAUGCCGUCUGCAGUUCAGACUGGCUACGAUGCUGAGGUAGAGCCAUCCCUCCCCGGAUACGGCAGUCUAUCGAUCGGUUACGGGCCGGGGGGAUCGCAGCCGUUCAAGUACACUCUCCGAAACGAGCAGAACGCAGACCUUGGCGUGAUCAAGAUAUUUCUCUCUACAGAGGCCGUCGACCUUCGUGGGCUCUUGCAAGACUCAGCUCGCACAGCUCAAUGCACAAAGCCGAAAGGAUUCAUGGAAGGACUUGAUCGCGGUUGCGUGAAGGAGAGUCUACCCGAAUCGAGGGAGACCUGGGAUACUCGCACCAUAUUCGUGAGGCAACGUAGGUCGGAGUAG